Molecule: messenger RNA, 333 nt
Organism: Oikopleura dioica
Lineage: Eukaryota; Metazoa; Chordata; Appendicularia; Copelata; Oikopleuridae
Source: the annotation of a GenBank genome assembly
AUGAAAGAAAACGACGAUUCAAAGGCUGUCCGAAAAGAACUCCAAGAACUUGAAGAAUGCGAAGGUCCAAAAUUCUUCCAGCAACUAAAGGAUGAAAAGGCCCAAAUGCUCCGCGAAAUCGAAAUCUGCAAAGAAAAAAAGAAGAUAGCAGGGAUGGCUGCUAAGGUCUACAGAGAGCUGGGUCAGCAGAUUGUCAGGGACGUUCGUACGGGAGGACUGAGAAAGAAAACGACGAAGAAUCUUCUGACGCAAAAGAGUCUCGUUGCUCCCGAGAUCAUUUUGGAAGAUAUCAUUUCCAAGCCGAGUUCAACUGUUCUUUUCCGUUCUUCUUGA